Drosophila obscura is the source of this 5270-nucleotide messenger RNA. It is a transcript of the gene unc-13-4A, whose product is annotated as BAI1-associated protein 3. The transcript has 13 exons. Bases 907 to 5034 code for a protein of 1375 amino acids. Lineage: Eukaryota; Metazoa; Arthropoda; Insecta; Diptera; Drosophilidae. The record is from RefSeq and is a predicted model, not a curated record.
AGUGGCAGUAGCAGCAACAGUGCGAUGCACAGGCACAGGCACAGGCACAGCUACAGUUACAGCUAGAGACCCGUUUAUAAGGUGAAGCCCAAAAUUGGAGCAGCUCAGUUCGCUGUUGGCAGGCGUCGCCGAAGGUAGUAGCCCUUAUCCAUCCAAGAGCAGGACGGAGUUAAAGCCAAAGCCAAAGUGCCAGGAGAACACAGAGCCAGAGGAGAAGAAGUUUUUGGACCUGAAGAACGAACACCAGGACCAGCCCAGGACCAAGCCGUGUGCCAAUUUAUGCGGCCAUAAAAGUUAAAGGGGGAAAUCACCCAAAAGAAAACCCAAAGUAGAGAGGGUGAAGGAGAAUCACUUAACCUACUGCAGAGACAGUCGCAGCAUUAGAGGACGUGCCGGGCAUUCCGAACGCGCGUUAGCCAGAGUCCCCAGUUUCAGGCCACAGUCUUAGCCACAUCACAUCCUACAGACUCAGCAUCGGCAUCAGAAGAGGCAACAUUAGAAGGAAGAGCAGGAACAUGAUGUAGGAGACAGGAACAGAAGGAGGGACGACAACGUUCUUGUUGAUGAUGCGCCAUUGCCAUCGAAUUGUCUGCCUUUUCGAGCCUUCGAGAGCUGCCACCAGGGAGGGAGGAUAGCCAGAGCUUGCUGCCUAGGCCCCAGAAUCGGACCAAUUUCUAUGAAACAUAACGACGCCAGAUACAGACACAGAGGCAGGGCCUGAGUAAGAGCCAAGGCUUUGCAUACGCAAAAAGUUUCCAAGUGAUUAAUUUCACAAAGGGAUUCAAAAACAUCAAGGGGAGCAGGAGCAGGAACAGGAGCAGGGGUAGGAACAACUUAAGCCAAUUACGCAAGUGAUAAGAACGGAAUAAAGCAAAGGCCGGGGCAGGGGCAACGCCAGAUGCCGCCAUGAGUUUCCUCAGCUCCAUGCAGCAGUAUGUAACAAGUGGCAUCUCCAGUUUGGGACUUGGCAAUCGACGCUUCUCCCUCUCCCGCCAGGAGUCCAGUGAGCAGCAGUCGGGAGGCGUUGGCGGCGUCCCACCUGGUGGUAUCGCUGCCGCUACACCUCUGCCGCCGUUUCCACCGCAACAGCAACAACAGCAGCCGCUGCCAUUGCCGUUGCCACUUCAACAACAACAACAGCAGCAGCAACAAUUGCUGUUGCAACAGCAGCAGCAACCGUCACAUGGCCACCCACCGCUUCAGCAACAGACGAGCAUUGGCAGCGGCCUGGGCCUGGGCCUAGGUGCAGCUGCCGUUUAUGGGGCACCGGCAACACCCAUCGCAGGAGCGACAGCAACCGCGAGCGGCAGCAAUUAUCCAUCCGGCGGCGUGGUGAUAGGCAAUCCGAAUGCCACAAAUCCAUUACUGGGUUAUCCCAAAACUGGAGCUGGCAGCACCUCCACAUCCGCUUCCGGCAGCGGCGGCACACCCCAGUCCCGUCGUCAAUCACGCGCCCUGGAAUGCCUCGCCCCGCCGCGCACCGGCUCCUUCCGGCAACGCAACUCGCCGCUGCACCAAGUGGAUCCACCGCCACGCCCACCGCUGGCCUUCUGCAAGCGUCGCCUCAGCUGGCCCGAGGUGGACCCACGCUCCAACUCCGGGGUACAGGAAACGGAUGGCUCGUAUUUUGAGAACUUUACAUCGCUCGGCUGGAAACGUGAAAAUCGUCGCAUGUCAGCCACGCGUGCCGCCGAAGCACGUGCCGAGGCUAAUCCCGAGAACGAACGUGAUCCGCCGGCGCCCGAGGAGUCCAUUGACCGCCAGGACGAGAAAGAGAAGCUGUAUGCGGAGGUCUUGCAUACCAUUGCCAAUACGGUGGGCGCCCCUGCACCGGGCGGACAGUUUGCACAUUACAAGGAUGAAAUGUAUCUGCAUGCACAGCGCGCCUUUGGUGUCAAUCCGGAUCGUCAUUAUCGCCUGCUGCAUGCCUCCGCCGAGGAUAAACCAAAGAUAAUCGUACUCUCUGCGGUGGUAAUCGAGGCUGAUGGCCUGGAGGCAAAGGAUGCCAAUGGUUUCUCGGAUCCGUACUGCAUGCUGGGCAUCCAGCCGGACGGUGACGGUUGUCCGCCCGUGUCGCCGCUGCCGCUGCCGCCGACACCGCGCGCCCUAUCGGCGGACAUGAGCGGUGGCUUUGACAACAGCGCCACGGAUUCGCCGCCGCACCGAAAGCAUAGCUUCCGGCUGAGCUUCAAGCGGCGGGAGGCGGGUCGACGGGAGCAGCGCGACUCACUGGGCGGCCCGGUGCCUGCAAAGCUCAUCAAGGCGACCAGCAUCAAGCCGCACACGCUGACCCCCAAAUGGAACGAGAAGUUUAAAUUUGACAUAGAUGACAUCAACACGGACACCUUUCACCUGGACAUUUGGGACCACGAUGACGAAAGCUGCGUCCUGGACGCCGUCUCGCGACUGAACGAAGUUCGUGGCGUGCGCGGUUUGGGGCGUUUCUUCAAGCAGGUCUGCCAGUCGGCGCGUCAGGGCUCCCAAGACGACUUUCUGGGCUCCGUGAAUAUAGCCAUAUCGGAUAUACCCUCAACGGGCCUGGAUGCCUGGUUCAAGCUGGAGGCACGCAGCCAUCGCAGCACCGUGCAGGGACGUAUCCGUCUCAAGCUGUGGCUCUCGACACGCGAUGAUCGGGGCAAUAUCGUCGAGGAGAAUCACGAGCACCAGAUGCACAAGGUCGAACAGCUGCAGAUGGUGUUCAUGCAGCACGAGGUGACCACCCACGAGCCCUCGUGGACUUGGUGCGGAGAUCUGCCUGGUCCGGCCCUCACCAUACUCCAUCAAUUGGCUGUACAGGGGGAUCUAUCGGAUUUGCAUUGCGCCAUGGCCAGAUAUGUGGCUGCUGCCAAGCUGAAUCGAUCGACGCCAUUGGACCCGAAAUUCCUCCACCGUCUGCUUGGCGAUGUGGAGAAGCAAUGGAAUCAGCCCAAUCAGGAGGCCUUGAGCCGCGAUCUGGAGCAGUGGCUGGCCGAGGCGAUGAAUGGAUUUGUGGAGCGUUCGCUGAACCAGAUCCGACGGCACAGGGACAUCUUUCCGGCCCUGAAUCCGCCCUCGCUGAUACGCCUGGAGUUCCUGCUGCGCUGCCUGGGAUUGCUCGGCUCCAUGCGGGCGUUUCGGGCCGUCUGCCCCUUCAACAAGGGCGUACGCGGCGAGGUGGUGAAUGCCCUGCGCAAGGGCUCCAUCAUGUGGGGCCAGAAUGUGCUACGCGAAUCGCAAUGCUUGCCCAAUCCAUUAUCGAACUUCGUAACAACAUUAACGGCCGACAUCCAGCUGGGACAGACGUAUUACCAUGCCCUCUUCGACAACACGAAUGGCAUCCAAUACUUUAGCAUUAUCUACAAACAAUACGAUGCGAUGGUGGGCGAGGAGCUGUACAGCCGCAUGGCCGCCGGCCAGGUGCCUGGGGUGCGGAUGAACCUGUCGCAGUAUGCCGUGCUCGAGGGCGAUGCGGAACCGGUGGACACGAAGCCGUUUGAAUUGUUUCUGGCUCUGCAGGAGUUCUGUCAUUUGAAACGACACCUGUCCGCCCAGCCCCAGCCGCCGGAGAAGCCGCUGGCCCUGAGCAACAGCCACGAAUGGUUCAUCCCCACCUUUGAGCGCUGGAUGAUGGUGAGCAAGGCGAAGGCCCUGCAGCGUAUCCGAGCAGCCAUCCGCAUGGACGCCAUCUGUGAGGGCGAGCGCAUCGUUAGGUACAGCAGCUCCUCGGUGGACACGGCCAGCACGCUGCUGAACAUCAAGGAAUUCUGGAAGGUCAUCAACUGGCCGGACGAGGACACGGCCAUCAUGCUGGAGUCGCAGCUCAUCGAUGUGGUAUGCUCGGCGGCCAUGCAUUACUGCGACCUCAUUCACACGGCGCUGGCAGACAGCGGCUACUACGAGCAGCAGGGUCCGUUCCGCUGCUCGGACGACAUGUGCGUGACCGUGAACAAUGUGGAGUAUGUGCGCCGCACUCUGGCCGAGUUCCGCUCGGAUGAACAGCCACUGGAGGAGUCGGCCGACAACCUGCUCGAGUCGAGCCUGACCCACAUGGAGAACCGCACCGAGCGCAUCCUCUCGAAGCUGGCUCCGCUCAUGCAGAUGUCGCUGCAGAAGGCAAUGUUCCAUCUGGCCUGGUCACCAGAUUCCUUGCCGGCCAAUCAGGCGAUUGUGCCGCUGCUGGAGUACUUGGACUGCCACCUGGCGGCCCUCAACAGCGCCCUGCUCACCAAGAACUUCAACCGAUCGCUGCGCUUCAUCUGGAAGACGGUUCUGGGCGAGAUGUCCCGCCAAAUGGAGACGGGCGAUGAGACGGACAAGCCCACGCAUUUCCACAAGCGGCUCUACGAGGCCCUACAGCUGCUGGUGGACUUCUUUCAUGCCGAGGGCCAGGGCCUGCUGCUGGAGUGCCUGCACACGGAUGACUUCUGGCGCAUCGAGCAGCGGCUGCAGUUCCACAAGACGGACACGGAUCGGCUCAUAGACAUGUUCUACAUGAAUCGCUUGCGGGAGCAACUGAUGACCGUGUGUCCAAGUCCGUAUGGCUCGCUGGCCGUGCGGGCCUACUUCAAUCACGAUUCUCUGUGUGUGGAGGUUCUGCAUGCCAGGGAUGUGGUGCCAUUGGAUCCGAAUGGGUUCAGUGAUCCAUUUGUGGUCAUUGAGCUGCUGCCACGAAGGGUCUUCCUGCACUGCAUGGAGCAGCAGACGAAUGUCCACAAGCGCACUUUGAAUCCCAUUUUCGACGAGUGUUUUGAGUUCUCGGUGACAUUGGAGCAAUGCCUCACCGAUGGCGCCAUGAUCUGCUUCACCGUCAUGGAUCACGAUGUCCUCACGGCCAAUGAUUUCGGCGGCGAGGCCUACCUGGCUCUGGGCAACAUACCCGGCGUGGAGGCCUACAGCACCAGUGUGGACAACUUUCAUGGCCUGAAGCAGAUCGAGCUGCCCCUCAUGCAGCAAAAGGAUAAAUGCAAUCCCAUUUUGCAAAUCCUUGAGCUGCGCGUCAAUGACAAACAGGCCCAGGACUUUGUGCGCAAACAAAAGGCGCGAUUUAUCACUUGAUUUUAAAGAACAACAGGGACAGGAUCAGACAGAACAGGACAGGACAGGAAGGACAGAGCGAACCGUUUGUAAAACGUGUAUUUGAAGAGAUAAAAGUUUGAAAAUUGUGGUGGAUCGUGCAAUGUAAUUGCAUUGAUGGCGGAUAACUUAACCAAAAGCUACUCGUAAACUGUAUCCAAACCAGCAUUGUAUGUAUUGUACUUAAUCUAGUUGUUUGACAAAGACUCCAAUCACCC